GUCCUACAGGGGAGGCAGGGCUGGACACUCCCAUACCCAGAGGCGCAACUGUUCAAACUGUAGGCGAGAAGACUGAAGAAUACAGAGAACAUUUGGCCAUCUAUUUAUGAGGAAGGUGACUCUUGGAUGAGAGGAAAAGACAUUCGGGGCCAUAAAGAACAGUGACUGUCUGUCCACAGUGUUUUUGGACUCGACCGCUCCGCACAGACAGCUUUUGUGACCACUAAAACGGGGGAGACUUGAAGAGAACUGCUCUAACCAAGAGGGGCCUGAGAGUGGAGGGAGAAUGGAGGGGGGAGAGCGCCAAGGUGCAAAGACAGAGAGCACAAAGUUAUCAUUGUUGGGCUGGAUAAUGCAGGGAAAACUACCAUUCUCUACCAGUUUUCCAUGAAUGAAGUUGUACAUACAUCCCCUACAAUAGGAAGUAAUGUGGAGGAGAUUGUGGUUAAUAAUACACGUUUCCUGAUGUGGGAUAUUGGAGGUCAAGAAUCCCUUCGAUCUUCCUGGAACACUUACUAUACUAACACUGAGUUUGUAAUAGUUGUUGUGGACAGCACAGACAGAGAAAGAAUUUCAGUAACUAGAGAAGAACUCUACAGAAUGCUGGCGCACGAGGACCUAAGAAAAGCUGGAUUGCUGAUUUUUGCUAAUAAACAAGAUGUUAAAGAAUGCAUGACAGUAGCAGAGAUCUCCCAGUUUUUGAAGCUAACGUCUAUAAAAGACCACCAGUGGCAUAUCCAAGCAUGCUGCGCUCUUACUGGCGAGGGGUUAUGCCAAGGACUGGAGUGGAUGAUGUCACGGCUGAAGAUCAGAUGAUCUCUACUGACCUCUUCUCACAGACUCUGUAUCAACAAAGUGCUGGACUUUACCUGAAAGCUGCAAAAAAAGGUUGAGAUAUAUUUAUAAUAACUGACUUAAGAGUUUUUCUAUAAGAAAAAUGAAGACCACUUAUUUGAAAACAAAGAUGAAUCGUCACCACCCAGUUUGCUCUCAUUCCUUCCAAAGUGCAUCGAAGCUGUGACUGACAUUUCUCACGAUGAAUCCUCUCAGGAUGUGGUAUAGCUGUGGCGAGUAUGAAGGGAGAGGAAGACAUUUGAACUGUAGAGCUUUAUUGUCCGAGUGCUUUGCCCUCCCCACCCC
Messenger RNA from Peromyscus eremicus (cactus mouse), 1140 nucleotides. RefSeq names its product ADP ribosylation factor like GTPase 5A (gene Arl5a). The coding region runs from base 388 to 816 and encodes 142 amino acids. NCBI's taxonomy places the organism in Eukaryota, Metazoa, Chordata, Mammalia, Rodentia, Cricetidae. Gene Ontology annotation, biological process: intracellular protein transport; protein localization to Golgi membrane; vesicle-mediated transport. Gene Ontology annotation, molecular function: GTP binding; GTPase activity. The record is from RefSeq and is a predicted model, not a curated record. The transcript has 6 exons. Gene Ontology annotation, cellular component: trans-Golgi network; cytoplasm.